Molecule: messenger RNA, 4376 nt
Organism: Polypterus senegalus (gray bichir)
Lineage: Eukaryota; Metazoa; Chordata; Cladistia; Polypteriformes; Polypteridae
Gene: myo1f
Product: myosin IF
Exons: 27
Coding region: 73-3306 (1077 amino acids)
Biological process (GO): actin filament organization; vesicle transport along actin filament
Cellular component (GO): plasma membrane; cytoplasm; microvillus
Molecular function (GO): actin filament binding; ATP binding; microfilament motor activity
Source: RefSeq, a predicted model, not a curated record
UCCCGCUUUGUCUUCUAGGGCAGCAAAUACCACUGGCAGAGCCAAAAUGUCAAGCAGAGCGGAGUGGAUGAUAUGGUCCUCCUGUCCAAAAUCACUGAUGACGCCAUCGUGGAGAACCUCAAGAAACGCUACAACGACGACUACAUAUUUACUUACAUCGGCUCAGUGCUCAUUUCGGUCAACCCCUUCAAGCAGAUGCCCUACUUCACGGACAGAGAGGUCGAGCUGUACCAGGGGGCCGCUCAGUACGAGAACCCGCCGCACAUUUACGCCUUGACUGACAACAUGUACAGGAACAUGAUGAUCGACAGCGAGAACCAGUGUGUCAUCAUCAGUGGUGAAAGUGGAGCCGGAAAGACGGUGGCGGCAAAAUACAUCAUGGGAUACAUCUCCAAGGUGUCGGGCGGAGGCCAGAAGGUUCAGCACGUGAAGGACAUCAUCCUGCAGUCCAACCCUCUCCUGGAAGCCUUUGGGAACGCCAAGACGGUCCGCAACAACAACUCCAGCAGAUUUGGCAAGUACUUUGAGAUCCAGUUCAGCCGCGGAGGUGAGCCGGACGGAGGGAAAAUUUCAAAUUUCCUGUUGGAGAAAUCGCGGGUGGUGAACCAGAACGAGAACGAGAGGAACUUCCACAUCUUCUACCAGCUCUUAGAAGGAGCCACCAAGGAGCAGAUGGAGACCCUGGGCAUCAUGACCCCCGAUUAUUACUUCUACCUGAACCAGUCUGGCACCUACAAAGUGGAUGGCACCGUCGACAGCAAAGACUUCCAGGAGACGAUGGAAGCAAUGCAAGUCAUUGGCAUCUCCCCCACGGAGCAGCGGUACACCCUCCAAAUCGUGGCUGGCAUCCUGCACCUGGGGAACAUCUCGUUCAUCGAAGUGGGCAACUAUGCGCAGGUGGAGAGCCUGGACUUGUUGGCCUUCCCAGCGUACCUUCUGGGCAUCGACCAGAACCGCCUCAAUGAGAAACUCACCAGCCGCAAGAUGGACAUUAAAGGGGUCGGCAAAUCAGAAUCGAUUGACGUCACCCUGAACAGGGAGCAGGCCUGCUAUACGCGCGAUGCCCUGUCAAAGGCGCUAUAUGCACGGCUCUUUGACUUUCUGGUGGAGGCGAUCAACAAGGCCAUGCAGAAGCCCUACGAGGAGUACAGCAUCGGGGUGCUCGACAUUUACGGCUUCGAAAUCUUUAAGAAAAACGGCUUUGAGCAGUUCUGCAUCAACUUUGUGAACGAGAAGCUGCAGCAGAUCUUCAUCGAGCUGACGCUGAAGGCGGAGCAGGAGGAGUACGUGCAGGAGGGCAUCAAGUGGACCCCAAUUGAGUACUUUAACAACAAAGUGGUCUGCGACCUGAUUGAAAAUAAGCUGAACCCCCCUGGCAUCAUGAGUGUUCUGGAUGAUGUCUGCGCCACCAUGCAUGCCAAGGGUGAGGGGGCAGAUGGCACACUUCUCCAGAAGCUGCAAGCUGCAGUGGGCACCCACGAACACUUCAACAGCUGGAACUCCGGCUUCGUCGUCCACCACUACGCAGGCAAGGUGUCCUACGACAUAAACGGCUUCUGCGAACGCAACCGAGAUGUGCUCUUCACGGACCUCAUCGAGCUCAUGCAGUCCAGCGAAUAUGACUUCAUCAGGGGGCUCUUCCCGGAGAACCUCAGCGUGGAUAAGAAAGGCCGACCCUCAACAGCAAGCACGAAGAUCAAGAAACAAGCCAACGACCUGGUGAACACGCUGAUGAAGUGCACGCCCCACUACAUCCGCUGCAUCAAGCCCAACGAGACCAAGAGGUCCAAGGACUGGGAAGAAAGCAGGGUGAAGCACCAGGUGGAGUAUCUGGGUCUCCGGGAGAACAUCAGGGUCCGCAGAGCUGGCUUUGCCUACAGAAGAAUCUUCAACAAGUUCCUGCUGAGGUAUGCCAUCCUCACACCGGAGACGUGGCCCUACUGGCAUGGUGAUGCGCGCCAAGGUGUCCAGCACUUAUUGCGCUCAGUCAAUAUGGACGCUGACCAGUUCCAGAUGGGCAGAAGCAAAGUGUUCAUCAAAAACCCAGAGUCGCUUUUCCUGUUGGAAGAAAUGAGGGAGCGGAAGUUUGAUACGUUUGCCCGGACCAUUCAGAAAGCCUGGAGGAAAUACAUUGCAAGAAGGAAGUAUGAGCAGAUGAGAGAGGAAGCUUCUGACAUCCUGUACAACUGGAAGGAGAGGCGAAGGAACAGCAUCAACAGGAACUUUGUCGGGGACUACCUGGGGAUGGAGGACAAGCCUGAGCUCCGCCAGUUCCUGACAAAGAGGGAGCGCAUUGAAUUUGCCGACUCCGUCAACAAGUUUGACCGCCGCUUCAAGUCAAUAAAACGUGACCUCAUCCUGACGCCCAAAGGAAUUUAUUUGAUUGGACGAGAGAAGGUGAAGAAGGGUCCGGAAAAAGGUCAAAUCAAGGAGGUGCUCAAGAGAAAGCUGGAGAUUUCUGCGAUCCAGAGUGUGUCUCUCAGCACGAGGCAGGAUGACUUCUUUGUGAUCCACGAGGCCCAAUAUGACAGCCUGCUGGAGUCCACCUUCAAAACGGAGUUCCUUAGUCUGCUGUGCAAGCGCUUUGAAGAGCAAACCCGAAGCAAACUGCACCUCAGCUUCUCAGACAGGAUCGAGUUCAAGGUGAAGAAGGAGGGAUGGGGAGGAGGAGGGUCUCGUGUGGUGGUGUUCGGGAGAGGCCAAGGGGAGGCAGCGCAGCUCAAAAUCGGAGGCAAGACGCUGACGGUGACCAUCGGUGACGGCCUCCCCAAGACGUCCAAGCCAACCAAGAAGGGGGUCCCACAGAGCAGAGGGCUCAGGAAACAAGCUCCUUCUCGGAAGGCCCCGGGCCCACCAACUGCUUCUUACCAGAAUGGAGCGGCUCGCUUCCCCCAGAAGGGUCCCCGAGGCAAUGAGCAGGCCUAUUCAUCCCCCCAGAAACAGAACCGGCCUCCAGUCGGGAUGUUACCGAAGCAGGGGGCUGCCUCUAAAGCCAGGCACACCCCAGCUGCCUCCAACAACCUGGACUUCCUCAGCGUGCCCGACCAGGGGGUCGCCGGGAUGCAGAGGAAGAAGAGCAUCAGCCAGCAUCGCCCGCCACCAGCGAGCCAACCCAAGCCACAGCCUCGCGUACAAGGGCCUCGGUGCCGGGCGCUCUAUCAGUAUGUGGGGCAGGACACGGAUGAGCUCAGCUUCAACGUCAACGACGUCAUCGACAUCCUCAAUGAAGACCCUUCAGGCUGGUGGCGAGGGAGGUUUCGAGGAAGAGAAGGACUUUUCCCAGGAAAUUACGUGGAGAAAAUUUGACUUCCUUAGAGGAGAGUUCAGCAGUAUCCAUGCAGAUGGUGCAGGCCGCUGUUAACAAUCACUAACUGCAUCCUCAUCAAUGUGCAGCAGUCUGGAGGGGAAAAAUCUGCGCUGCACAAAGCUUAGCCACUGUUAACGGGGGGGUGGGGGGAUGUCCAUUGUAUAAGGUGCGUGCCAACAUCGGGCAAAGACAGGAGACUGUUGCAAUAUGACAAGGGAACUACAAGGACUACUGCACUGUUUCUCUAAAUGACCAUCCUACACUAGCAAGUCGCUUGACUUGACCAACAAGAAGUGUGACGAGCUGAAGAGAAGUCGCCCUUCUAGCUUCUUGAAUAGCAAAUGCAAAUGGACUCUGUGAAUCGCUUUUAAAAGAAGAGGAAAAUGGGACUACGAAAAAUUUCAAAGCACACAAACAAAGAUGACGAUCACAGAAUCUAUUUUUGUACGUCUCUUUCUUUUUUUAACAAGCACUUUCAAAGAAAUCAAAAUCAGUAACCAAGUAACUCAACUUCAGGUUUGCUCGGCUCGGCUGCCACCCGUCAGAGAAAGGAACACACAGAGGGCAAAGGCAACAUCGACGGCACAUGGCGGGACCUCGGAUAGGCCAUGUCAGCCCCCCCCAAUGUGGCAUGGGUUCAAGGGCAGAGUUGCUGUUCAGUUAUAUAAAACUUCUAGAAACAAUGAGCAUUUCACUGCAAAAGGCAAAAUAUGCCAGCUGAACAACAAUGAGAUCUCAGAGGAUUCUGAAUUACACAGAUAUGGCGAACGAACGGAUUUCAGUUCUGAACACAAGUGAUGCUUGAAGAACUGCAUGCUGGGAUGCACAGUUACUCAUGUCACACGUACGAAGACAUAUAGCACCUGUCAUGGCAAGCACAAUGUACAGAGCUCCAGAUGUGCGACCCAGAGGAUUUGUACAGAUGCUGCCGCCACUGUGAAGUGUGCACACGCUGGCUGGUGCUUUACUGUUCCUGUUUUCAUUUUCAGUAUUGACUUGAGUGUGGAAUAAAAGGCUUUGGCUGUUGUUCUUCUUUUACGAUCACAAUAAAACUUGCUAUUGGACACAU